This is a messenger RNA of Lemur catta (Ring-tailed lemur), 1500 nucleotides long. It is a transcript of the gene RAC2, whose product is annotated as Rac family small GTPase 2. Gene Ontology annotation, biological process: small GTPase-mediated signal transduction. The record is from RefSeq and is a predicted model, not a curated record. NCBI's taxonomy places the organism in Eukaryota, Metazoa, Chordata, Mammalia, Primates, Lemuridae. Bases 151 to 729 code for a protein of 192 amino acids. The transcript is spliced from 7 exons. Gene Ontology annotation, molecular function: GTPase activity; GTP binding.
CUUGGGUAAGUUCCCCUUCCGCUUCCUCCUGCCUCCCGCCCCGCGGCUGCUGCUCAGCCAGGGCCUCGCCAGCCUCUCCACAGCCCUGGUGCCCGCAGACACACUCCCAGCCCUGAGCUGUCACCGCCGCCCACCCAGGCUCCAGACACGAUGCAGGCCAUCAAGUGUGUGGUGGUGGGAGAUGGAGCCGUGGGCAAGACCUGCCUUCUCAUCAGCUACACCACCAACGCCUUCCCGGGAGAGUACAUCCCCACCGUGUUUGACAACUACUCCGCCAACGUGAUGGUGGACAGCAAACCUGUGAACCUGGGGCUGUGGGACACUGCCGGGCAGGAGGACUACGACCGCCUCCGGCCGCUCUCCUACCCCCAGACGGACGUCUUCCUCAUCUGCUUCUCCCUCGUCAGCCCAGCCUCCUACGAGAACGUCCGUGCCAAGUGGUUCCCCGAGGUGCGGCACCACUGCCCCAGCACGCCCAUCAUCCUGGUGGGCACCAAGCUGGACCUGCGGGAUGACAAGGACACCAUCGAGAAGCUGAAGGAGAAGAAGCUGGCACCCAUCACCUACCCGCAGGGCCUGGCCCUGGCCAAGGAGAUUGACUCGGUGAAGUACCUGGAGUGCUCAGCCCUCACCCAGAGGGGCCUGAAAACUGUCUUUGACGAGGCGAUCCGGGCUGUCCUGUGCCCCCAGCCCACGCGGCCGCAGAAGCGCCCCUGCAGCAUCCUCUAGGGGUUGCUCCCCAGCCCUCCCACCCAGAUGGUCCUGACCCUCUAGGACCCCCAUGCAAAGCCCGACGGUGCCCCAACUGGCCAUGCUGUCCCCUCCCUGUGGCGUUUCCUAGCAGAUGGCUGCAGAGCUUGGCUCAUCAUCUUCUCCGCGCCAGAGGUCCCCGCGGGCCGGGAGAGCAUGACUCUGUAGGCGCUGUAUCCCAAUCUGCUCAUGUUCCUGCCUUCCCAGGGGCCAGCGGGGAGCCCCAGGACCCAAUAAGCCACCCGUGUGUUACUUCGGUCAAUGCCAGCCACUGCAUAUGGAAGCAUCUACCCAUUUGCCCCAGUCCCCCCCAGUGCCUGACUCCCCUCUGGAAACCUUCGGUCAGAUGGUGGCCAGCCACUACUUGUAUACCUCCAGGGACAGGGAUCUCAGUCCCUCCUGAGGCAGUCUGCUCCACUAUUGAGAUGGUCUUGCUUGUCUGAAAGUUCUACUAAGCAAAAAUGAGUGUCUCAGAAGUUUGUUCCUCUGCUUUCAGUUCUCCUUUUUUGGGACAACAUAAAACAAAUCAAAUUCUCUAAAUCUCUGGGAUAUCUGCCCCGCCAAUCGACAGUCUGGGUUCAGCUGACCCCCGCCAUCUCUCAGGACUUUCUGCUCCGCCUGCAGGAUCCUGAGCUUCAUUUACCUGUGAGAGUCUUAAAACUUUCACACCCUGCCUGUCAGGACUUUUGCUAUUGCAAACAGAAAACCCAAUUCAACCUGCUUAAGCAGAAAAUAAAUUUAUUGAUUACA